AUGGGAAUUCCUCUUAAUCAAGUACGUAUGAAUUAUGGAAGUUAUAGUCCUAUGUUUGAGAAAAAAAUGAUCGAGGAAAAUCUUCCGGACGGAUACUGGGUUGAAGCUUUUCAAGUAGACAAUAAAAAUUCUGUUGGAUUGGUAGCCUAUGGACUUAGUAGUGGAGAUAUAUAUCUUUAUGAAAAUGUAUCCACAAUUAAAGCAUCAGGAAAGCGUACUCUUAUUCAAAAACUAGAUGGUCCUGUGGCCAUGGAUCAGGCUGAUAUAACAGGAAAUGGCAUGAAUGACAUUAUUAUUUGCUUUCAAUAUGGUAAUACAAUGCUAGACACUGAUCCCGAAGGAGGAAAGAUCGUAUGGUUGGAAAAUCCUGGGCAGAAUAUCGAUAAAAAACAGUGGAAAAUGCAUUACGUUGGAAAAUCUACAGCUAUGCAUAGACUUAAAGUUGGCCAUUUUACACAAACGAAACGUUGGGAAAUUAUAGGUUUACCUAUUGUCGGUAAGCCAUAUGAUUUACUCUCACCAGUGCCUGUAAUAUUAUUCCGACAACCCGAUAACAUCUACGAUGCUACAGAAUGGCCUCAUGAAAUAAUUAAUCAACAAUUUUUUCAUUUAAUUCAUGAUGCUAAACAAUUCAAUGAUAAUCAAUUAGAUAAUCUUCUUAUUGCAUCAAGCGAGGGUAUUAAUUGGCUAUAUUUUAAUCAAAACUUACGACAAUGGACGAUUAAGCAUAUUGGGGAUGGUGAACAGGAACAAAAACAACAAACAACUUACUACGGCAGUGGUGGCAUUGAUAUGGGACGAGUCGGAAACGAUUCUUUUGCUUAUAUGCCUGCUGUCGAACCUUUUCAUGGAAAUGUCAUUUCUGUUUACACUAAAAACGAGAAUAAUUCUUCGGAACAAGCCCCACGGAAAAGAUAUGUACUGGAUAUUUAUGGAAAUCCUAAUGAAAAUGGCGAAGGUCCAGCUCACCAUCUCGUUUGUGCUGACUUUGACAAAGAUGGAGACGAUGAAUUCUUAGUUGCACUUCGUGGACCAUCGCCAAAUCAAGGUGUCUACUUUUAUAAACCAAUCGAUAUCUCUCGUGGUUUAUUUGCCAAAUGGAAAGUUAGUGACGAUUCGGCUGCCAGAAUUGCUGUUGCUGACUUUGACAAUGAUGGCUUUCUUGACUUUGCAACAAUUAGCUACAAUGUUCCAGGUUAUUAUACAGCAGAAAAUCCGUCUAUUAACAUCUUUUAUAAUCGAUUCGCUCAGCAGAUGCUACCAGAUAAAAAUGAAAUACAGGUACUGAAGCAAAACAAUGAUCUUUUAUUCAAAGUUCCAAGACCAAACAAAGCAUUACAAUAUCAAGAACUACCAUUUAUUACAAUGAACGGCAUAGUUUUCUCAUUAGCAAUUGUACCACCUCAUAGUUCACGUCAAGUAGACAACAAUACAUAUAUCAAAGUUAUGGAUGGGAUUAUAAUGUGGACUGAUUCUUCGAAAGGAUCACACCAACGGGUUACCCAAUCACGUCAACUUCUGUCUGAACCAAGAACUGUUGUAACUCUUGAGAUACACAGCGAAAAUCAAAGAAUUAGAACUGGCAACGAAGGUGCUCUUUUGAUGAUAUUCAAAACACCUGGCAACAUAAAUGAUGCUCAAAGAAUUGAUGAUAUGAAAAAAGUGAUCAUUGACAACUCAUUACCAGAAUCCUAUCCUGAAGACACACGUCAACUUGAUUUUCAAUUUAUCCGGUAUGAUAAAUUGGAUUCGAGCGCACACUUCAAAGAUCUUGAAUUUUACAAUAUGAAAGGUUUCAGGAUAGAUUUUAUUGAUAACGAUGAACAUAUUUGCUACAUACAACUAUGGGCUGCUGGACAAGGCGUUAAUGCAGGUGUACACAAUCAUGAGAAGAAUACAUUCUGCGAAGUUCAUGUAUGCAUUAUCAAUGGAAGUGGAAAAGGUGGCAUGCACUAUCUGAAUAGCUCCAAAGAAGUUUACAAUCCACUUACUACACCGGACUCGGCAUUCGAACAGCUAGUACUGCCAACAUUUUAUGAACAUGGUCCUCUAUGGGAUAUCGAUGCACAAAACAAACCAGUUUUAAGAAAUGAUAGCACCGUAGUUUAUCCUUGGCACAAAUGGCAAGCUGGUAUAAAUACAUCGUUCAAUGAAUCAUUCGAUAUUUGGGUAGUUUUAGAAUUCAACAGUCAACUCGCAAUACUGUCUGCCUCUAAUCAAUCAACGUUGCCUCUUCCUAAUGAAUCAAAACAAACAUUCAUUCCAAAUAUGUUGAACACAUUUAUUGCAAUCCUUAUCGUUUAUAUUCACUACUGA
Molecule: messenger RNA, 2316 nt
Organism: Rotaria socialis
Lineage: Eukaryota; Metazoa; Rotifera; Eurotatoria; Philodinida; Philodinidae
Source: the annotation of a GenBank genome assembly